Coprinopsis cinerea okayama7#130 is the source of this 1370-nucleotide messenger RNA. RefSeq lists its product as hypothetical. The coding region runs from base 100 to 1098 and encodes 332 amino acids. The transcript is spliced from 4 exons. Lineage: Eukaryota; Fungi; Basidiomycota; Agaricomycetes; Agaricales; Psathyrellaceae. The record is from RefSeq and is a predicted model, not a curated record.
AUAAACCUUCAUUUCCCCAGCGCUCGCAAUCCCCUACCCACCUACCUCUCUUCGUCCCCGCCUCUGCAGAUUCCCUCCCUAAGACAACAUUCUAUUGUAAUGGGCCAAUUCUUUGACGAUAUCCCACCCUGGCUCAUCCCCUGGAUGGAAGCCCAACACAUCUUCUGGGUAGCGACGGCACCUCUCUCAUCCACGGGACACGUCAACGUCUCACCCAAAGGGUGCUUUGGAAAGACACUUAACAUCAUCGUGGAUGACGAAGAAGAGUCGUUUGGGGACCCUGGCAUGACAGCUUUACCCGCUGGAGACAUUUCAGAGGACAAAGCGAGUGGAAAAGGGAAACAUUCCAAGGCGGUGUGGUACGAAGACCUUACUGGAAGUGGUGUAGAAACGAUUGCGCAUCUCCGUGAGAAUAAGCGAAUCACUCUCAUGCUCUGUGCAUUCGAGGGUCCCCCGAGAGUUGUUAGAUUAUUUGGGACCGGUAAAGUCAACGAAUUUGGAUCACCAGAGUACAAUACCCUUCUUCCGCCAUCUCGCCGGCAACCAGGUUCUCGCGCAGUAAUCUGGGUAGAUGUGCAUAAAGUCGGAACGAGCUGCGGUUACAGUAUCCCCUUCUUCGACUACAAAGCACCCCGAGAAAAGCUUCGCAACGGAGCGAUGAAGCUCGAGAAAAUGGACCACGACGCUGCCUGCGCGCCCUCCUCCUCCGAAGACUCCGCAGCAGCUCCCAAAGCCGCCGCUCCAGGACCGGGAGGGCUAACCGGCAUGAAGUCCUUCUGGAGGUUACUCAAUUCGAAGAGUAUCGACGGUCUUCCAGGUCUUCUGGACGCGUUCAACUCCCCGGUUAUCCUCCCCGAUUGGAACUUGGACCAGAUUAAAGCGGGUGGAACACUACCCAAUGGAGCUGAGGAUGACGAAGGUACUGGAAUUGGAGACAAUGCACCGAGCAGACGACAUGGUCCUGACAAGUACAACGUGGGUAGAGGCCAAUUGAUUUCUAUCGGAAAUCUAACGGUCGGAUUCGGGGUGGGGAUGGCAGUUGGAGUGGCGCUCUGUACGGGAGGGUGGUUAACCAUGGCAGGCUUAGCUCGCGUAUAGAUAUUUUUAGUCCCCCGUCACUAUGUUUCAUCCCCACUCGUAUCUUUUACCAUGUUGGCCAGUCGUGACCCAAUUUUGUGUACCGCAUCCCAAUUCGGCAAACCACCUACCCAAUCCGAACGUCCAUGACCAAUGUAUGAACCAAGGUCAUCCAGCACGAGGCAAUGAGUCAUUGCUCAAUAAAAAGCAGGUACAUGGACUAGUUCAUACCUUCAUAUAUCAUACCCUCCGCCGUGUAUGUUGUAAAUGCAUCUCGUCGCUUGACUCUGCUC